Molecule: messenger RNA, 1562 nt
Organism: Achroia grisella
Lineage: Eukaryota; Metazoa; Arthropoda; Insecta; Lepidoptera; Pyralidae
Gene: grp
Product: serine/threonine-protein kinase grp
Exons: 9
Coding region: 144-1478 (444 amino acids)
Biological process (GO): microtubule cytoskeleton organization; intracellular signal transduction; protein phosphorylation
Cellular component (GO): cytoplasm
Molecular function (GO): protein serine/threonine kinase activity; tau-protein kinase activity; ATP binding
Source: RefSeq, a predicted model, not a curated record
AUCUUUUAUUAUAAAUUGUUAUCCAGUAAUUAUGAAAAAUCAUGUUUUUCACAAAUAGUUUUAACUUAAUAUCGUCGUAUUGUACUUCCAUUACAAAGUGUUGAGGUCAUACAGAAGUGAGUUGAAACGCGCCAGCCGGCGCCAUGGCUGCCGGAGGCGAGUUCGUCGAGGGCUGGCUCGUCGCGCAGGUGCUUGGUGAAGGAGCCUAUGGAGAGGUGAGGUUACUGGUUCACGCGCGCACCGGUGCAGCGGUAGCUCUGAAGGUGUCUCGCACGGGUGGUACAGACGCGGCUCGCGAGGCGGCGCUCCAACGCGCGUUGCGCCAUCCACACGUGCUACGCUGCCUCGGAGAGAGAAUACAUCAAGAACUGCAUUAUAUGUUUCUGGAGUACGCGCAGGGUGGUGAACUCUUCGAUAGAAUAGAACCCGACGUGGGCAUGAGCGAAUCAUCGGCACGUCGUUACUGGCGCCAGUUGCUGGCCGGCCUGCAGUAUCUGCACGGACGCGGCGUCGCGCACCGUGACAUCAAGCCGGAGAACUUGUUGCUCGACCACGAUGACAAUAUCAAGAUAUCCGACUUCGGGAUGGCGACGCUCUUCAGACAUGGAUCACGCGAACGGUUGUUGUCGCGCGUAUGCGGUACGGUGCCAUACGCCGCGCCCGAGGUGCUAUCAGCUUCAGAGAGACCUUAUCGUGCUGCACCAGCCGACCUGUGGGCAGCUGGCGUUGUGCUCCUAGCCAUGCUCGCUGGAGAGUUGCCAUGGGAACGGGCCAACGUAGCAGACCCUCGGUUCGCGGCGUGGAGUGCUGCGGUGUGCAGCGAAGGUGCAUCCAACUCCGCCACCGUCCCCGCUACCGUUCUCAGCGGCGCAUGGCGGAAGCUGUCAAGCUCAGCGACCUCGCUACUUCGCCGGGCCUUACAACCCCGCCCCGAGCGGAGACCCCUACUGUCAGCGCUCAUGGAGCACCGCUGGAUGCAGGAGCAUGAGGGUGCUUUCCGCGUGUCGCGGUCUCAGCCAGCUGUGAGCGAGGUAGACGGCGGUGGAGGGGAUCUAUCGGCUGAUGACAUGGACGCACUGAUGAGCUAUUCGCAGCCGAGCGCGGCUGAUGACAUGCUGCUGGCUUCUCAAGCCGACUCAGUUGGCGCUUGCACGCAGCCAAGCGUAAUGCAACGUUUGAUGAGACGUAUGACCCGUGUGUGGAUGUCGUGCGAUGAGCAAGCGGCGCUGCAGGCGUUGUGCGCUGUACUGCGUGAAAAGGGAUUCGUGUGGCGGCAUUUGAAUCCUCGUUUGCUGGCGAUUGAGUGCAGUGCAGAGUUACAUAUGCGGGCGCAAGUAUGCGCUGCUGGGGCGCCAGAGGAGGCCGGGGCGGCGCGCUCGCAGCUCGAGUUCCGGCGGGCGAGGGGCUGCGGAUUGCAGUUCAAGCGCUGCUUCAUUCAGUUGAGAGCUGCGCUGCAACCGCUUGCUGCUCAUUGCUGAUAUUGAUCGUACUUCCAGAGUCGCUAUACCAUAGAGGUUACAUAUCGUCCGCGCAGUUGUAGAACUACAGAACUAAAAUUUAUA